Molecule: messenger RNA, 1272 nt
Organism: Panonychus citri (citrus red mite)
Lineage: Eukaryota; Metazoa; Arthropoda; Arachnida; Trombidiformes; Tetranychidae
Exons: 2
Coding region: 318-971 (217 amino acids)
Source: RefSeq, a predicted model, not a curated record
AUCGCGCCUGCUAUUAAACUCUCGUUGUCUUAUUUAACUUUCUUAUUCAAACCUGAGUUCAGCUUUGAACAAUCAACAGUUUGAUUUGCAAUCAACUGAUUAACCAAUGUGAUCUUACAAAAUUCAGUUUCUCAUUGAUUAGUAUUAACUUUACGGUGUUCAAUUGAUUGUCAACUAUUAUUGUUGAUUGUUAAUUUUCUGGUGUCAUCAAGUUUGAUUGCUCUCUCAUUCCUGAUUGAUUAGUAGUAUUAUAAUCACUUUAAAUUUGAUUGUUUCUCUGUUGAAUUGAAUUUCUCAAGUUUACAAUUUAGUUAAUCAUGUGGACUUUAAUUUGUGGCUAUUUAUUUUCAAUGAUUUGUAUCAUAUCAAGUUUUUCAAUUAAAUCUACAACAGAUAAUUAUGAUAGUCAACUUAAUCAUAAUCAAUUAAUGUUCAAUCCAGUUAGAUUGUUGAUCCCUUCGGACGUUGAUUAUAAUUUACUGGAUCCCUUUGCAAUUGAUCAAAAUUUGAAUGCCCAAUCAACUAUCCAACAGAAGGACGAUAAUAAUAAUUACUAUUUAAAAGGUGCAAUGUUGAGGGAUGCUAAUGGCGAGGUGAAGGGUCAAGAGGUGGUGGAUGGUCAGUCUCGAAAUUAUCAGCUGAUCAAUCAUGUUAAUUAUGGUGGAAUCACUAAGGAAGAUGAUGCAAGUUUAUUAGGUGAUUCUGAGAUUGGGAUUGGAAACGAUCAGGGAACAAUUAACACCGAAUCGUCAAUAGAUCACAAUCAAGACGUUCACUUAUCAAUCGGCAAAAAAAGGUCAUCUGUGAUGUUGAAUAGUCUUGGAUUCGCUUGGCCUAAGGCAAAUAAAAUGGACUCACCUCGACAUUCAUUAAGGUCAAGCGAUGUUUCCAAAGGAUUUGCCGAUAAAAGUUCAGGGUCAAAGGACAAUCUAUUGGUGAAAUGUUUUUUUAAUGGAGUUUCUUGCUUCUAAUUUAUCACCAUCUUCUAGUUUUCUUCAUCAUUUGCAACAACAACAACAAAACAAACAAUUAAAUCAAAUUCCAUCACAAUUAACUCGAUUUUGAAUCAAAAUCUUCUUCUUUCAAACUUUUAAUUUCUUUUCGUUUCAUUUGUGAUUUACUAUUUUCUUGAAGCUCUAUUGUUAUUUAUCAUCUUGCAAACAAUUUAACCUAUUAAACAAUUAAAAAUUAAAUUGUCAUCUCCAUUAAUAAUCAGUGUAUCAACAAUUAAAUCAAUGAAAUUGUAAUAAUAAUAAAAAAACGUUUUCUUUU